UUCUCUUCCUGUCUCCUGAUACAAAUCCGUAUAACAAUGGCGCAACAUAUCCUGAAUCAGCGUCCAAUCUCAAGACGUCCUAUCUCUCGCCUUUGUCGCCAUGGUUUCUUUCUCCUCCCUCUCGCUCUACUUGUUCUCCUAGGUGUAGUCUUACCUUGGUUAGGAUCUCCCUUAUCAUACAAUACCUCCUCUUCUCCUUCUUUUCCUCCCUCACUCUCCUAUUGGCGCGAAUAUUCCUUGACUCAAGCCACCAAAUUUGUCGCUAAGAAUGAGUCGACGGUGAUCGUCUGCACUGUAAGCUAUCCUUUCUUGCCUUUUCUCAACAACUGGUUGAUUAGUGUUUCUAGACAGAAUCAUCAAGAAAAUGUUCUUGUGAUCGCUGAAGAUUACGCUACUUUGUACAAAGUCAACGAGAAAUGGCCUGGUCAUGCCGUUCUCAUCCCUCCAGCGUUGGGUUCUCAAACCGCACAACAUUUCGGUUCCAAGGGUUUCUUCAAGUUUACAUCUCGGAGGCCCCAACAUCUCUUGGACAUUUUGGAGCUAGGUUACAAUGUAAUGUACAACGAUGUUGAUAUGGUUUGGCUGCAAGAUCCAUUUCAGUAUUUAGAUGGAAGCCACGACGCAUACUUCAUGGAUGAUUUGACUGAAAUUAAGCCUUUGAAUCACUCCCACGAUUUACCACCUCCAAAUCGAAAAGGAGCCACUUAUAUAUGUAGCUGCAUGAUUUUCUUGCGUCCCACCAAUGGUGCAAAGCUUCUAAUGAAUAAAUGGAUCGAGGAACUUGGUUCCCUAUUUUGGGCUAAACCUAAAGAAGGAAAUGAUCAACCUGCUUUUAAUUGGGCACUUAACAAAACAGCUCAUGAGGUAGAUAUUUACUUACUUCCGCAAACAGCUUUUCCUUCAGGGGGAUUGUACUUCACGAACGAGACAUGGGUUAAAGAGACAAAAGGGAAACAUGCCAUGGUCCACAAUAACUACAUUAUCGGUUACGAUGAAAAAUUGAAACGUUUCCGCGAUUUUGGUCUAUGGCUAGUCGAUGAUCAUGCUCUUGAGUCGCCAUUAGGAAAAUUAUAA
Molecule: messenger RNA, 1074 nt
Organism: Brassica oleracea var. oleracea
Lineage: Eukaryota; Viridiplantae; Streptophyta; Magnoliopsida; Brassicales; Brassicaceae
Product: UDP-D-xylose:L-fucose alpha-1,3-D-xylosyltransferase MGP4-like
Exons: 4
Coding region: 37-1074 (345 amino acids)
Cellular component (GO): Golgi apparatus
Molecular function (GO): glycosyltransferase activity
Source: RefSeq, a predicted model, not a curated record